Bursaphelenchus xylophilus (pine wood nematode) is the source of this 426-nucleotide messenger RNA. NCBI's taxonomy places the organism in Eukaryota, Metazoa, Nematoda, Chromadorea, Rhabditida, Aphelenchoididae. The record is from the annotation of a GenBank genome assembly.
AUGGCGAAUAACUCAAAUUCUGGCACCCAAGGUAAACUACCGACUGUCUCAACAACUUUUAUUUUUCGUAUUUUAGGCCUCUACACCUGCGCGGAAGCCUAUUCGGAGAUUACGGUUUGGACCUCGAUCAUGCUGGGCAUCCCGUUGGCCAUGAAUAUGAUCACGUGCGUCCUCUAUUUCUACCUUUUCUUCAUGUUCUUGUCGUUGAAACGGACCGGCGAACAUGUUCAUUCAUGGUAAGAGGUUGUUUUUAUUUUUUUGAGGUUUUAUUGGGGCUUUUGCUGAAUAAAAUCUCUUUUCAGCACGAUGUGGCUUGGUCGUUCCGCCGUCCGUGUGGGUCUCGGCCCUUCGGCCAAGAAAGCGUUGCUCAAAUUCGCCAAAGAAAAGCCGGAACUCGCCUCCCUCACUCAGAAUAUACCCGAUUGA